Molecule: messenger RNA, 576 nt
Organism: Perognathus longimembris pacificus (Pacific pocket mouse)
Lineage: Eukaryota; Metazoa; Chordata; Mammalia; Rodentia; Heteromyidae
Product: cytochrome P450 2C29-like
Exons: 4
Coding region: 1-576 (191 amino acids)
Biological process (GO): xenobiotic metabolic process
Cellular component (GO): intracellular membrane-bounded organelle; cytoplasm
Molecular function (GO): iron ion binding; oxidoreductase activity, acting on paired donors, with incorporation or reduction of molecular oxygen, reduced flavin or flavoprotein as one donor, and incorporation of one atom of oxygen; heme binding
Source: RefSeq, a predicted model, not a curated record
AUGGGUCCAAUAGUUCUCCUGGUGUUGGGUCUCUCCUGCUUGCUUCUCUUUUCCAUAUGGAGACAGAACUCUGGAAGAAGGAAGCUCCUUCCUGGCCCCACUCCUUUCCCAAUUAUUGGAAAUAUACUGCAGCUUGAUAAUAAGGACAUCACUCAAUCUUUAAUUAAUCUCUCCAAAGUGUAUGGUCCUAUGUUCACUCUGUAUUUGGGCAUGAAGCCCACUGUGGUGCUAUAUGGAUAUGAAGCAGUGAAGGAAGCUCUGAUUGGUCAUGGGAAGGACUUCUCUGGGAGAGGCUCAUUCCCAUUGGCUGAAAAAGUUCGUAAAGGUCUUGGAAUUGUUUUCAGCAAUGGACACAGAUGGAAAGAGAUGAGGCGCUUUACAAUCAUGACCUUGCAGAAUUUUGUGAUGGGGAAGAGGAACAUUGAAGAGCGUGUUCAAGGGGAAGCUUGCUGCCUUGUGGAGGAGUUGAGGAAAACCAAGGACUCACCCUGCGACCCUACCUUCAUCACGGGCGGUGCUCCUUGCAAUGUGAUCUGCUCCAUUAUUUUCCAAAAUCGUUUUGAUUCUAAAGAUUAG